UGCAGCUAGAUGCUGGGUGUCAUCAUCACACACGCGCAUAUCAGGUUUCACUGGACAUAGUCUCUCGCGCAGGCCUACAGUAACGACAAUGGCGACUGGAAAAAUCACACACAUCUACUGCUUCCUCUGAAUAUCUCCGCUAAAAUGCGAUGCUCGAGCUGUGGCGGUGGAAACAUGAGUAAUAACAUCUUGUGAGUUGGCUAAUAUUAGUCUUUGCGCGUCACGGCAGCUUUAAUAAUAACGGAUUGAAGAUGGCGGAGUUUUCUCCGGUGCUGCCUCCGUUGAGGGAUGAAGGAGGAGGCGGACGGUACGGACAGCCGCUGUUCCCCAGAUCCCUGUCCGGUUCGGAGUCGGACAGUGAAUUGUCGCAGAGUUUGGCCCGCACAAAGACGCGCUCCUACGGCAGCACCGCGAGCGUCACGGCGCCUUUAGGAGAAACAUACAUAGAGCACCGGGUAACGGACGGGACACACUGCAGGGUAUAG
Messenger RNA from Pimephales promelas (fathead minnow), 485 nucleotides. Lineage: Eukaryota; Metazoa; Chordata; Actinopteri; Cypriniformes; Leuciscidae. The record is from RefSeq and is a predicted model, not a curated record.